Corythoichthys intestinalis (scribbled pipefish) is the source of this 2684-nucleotide messenger RNA. RefSeq names its product olfactory receptor 13C3-like. Gene Ontology annotation, biological process: G protein-coupled receptor signaling pathway; detection of chemical stimulus involved in sensory perception of smell. Gene Ontology annotation, molecular function: G protein-coupled receptor activity; odorant binding; olfactory receptor activity. NCBI's taxonomy places the organism in Eukaryota, Metazoa, Chordata, Actinopteri, Syngnathiformes, Syngnathidae. Gene Ontology annotation, cellular component: membrane. The transcript has a single exon. The record is from RefSeq and is a predicted model, not a curated record. Bases 454 to 1368 code for a protein of 304 amino acids.
UAUACUUAAAACCACAUUAUUUUAUCUGUAAACCAACUAUAGGGAACAUUUGCAUGCUAUCUCCCUGGUUUUUAGUUAAAGCGGACAAUGUUUUUUCAUCUGUGUGAUUUUGACAAAGAUCAGAUCACAUUUGAUGGUUAUUUUAUGUAGAAAUCUGAGAAAUUCCAAAAGGUUGAUACUUUUUCAUACCAUUUCUGGAUUGUAAACCUGUCAUCAGUAACACCCCUGAGCAUCCUGAGGAUUUGAAAUCGAAAGAGGGAGGGAGUAGAACGCCUCCUUAAUCAGACGACCAAUCUCAUGCUUUCAACAUGCUGAUCACCACCCCAAUGUUUUCUUACAUCUUUCGGUGUAUAUACUGCUCACAAGCACUUAAUCAGCAUCCGGGAGGAUGCUUGGACCAGGAGCUUCUUGAUCAAUUUAACAUGCACCAUAUUUUUUCCCAGUGUGGUUGACAUGAUGGAACAGAAUGGAACAAUCAUGCUAAGUCUUGGUGGCUAUGUAGAGGUUGAAAAAUAUGGAUAUGUGUACUUUAUGUUUUUGUUGCCAGUGUUUGUUGUUAUUCUCUGCUCUAACGGCAUUAUUAUUUUUAUCAUCUGGAUUCACAGGAACCUUCAUGAGCCCAUGUACAUUUUCAUUGCAGCUCUAUCCCUCAACUCAAUUUUGCUCACCACUCCUAUCUACCCUAAGAUUUUAGCGGAUGUGUUGUCUCACGAGCAGAGCAUUUCCUACUCAGGGUGUUUGACCCUGACAUUUUUUUUCUACAGUAUAUCAUCUUCUGACUUAUUCUUGUUGUUAGCCAUGGCUUAUGAUAGAUAUGUGUCCAUCUGCAGGCCCAUGAAAUAUUCCUCUAUCGUGGGCAAAACCACUGUCACCAUUUUCUUGGCUUUGGCCUGGUUUCUGCCUGCAUUUCAGUUGUCUGUGACAAUGGUUCUGCAGUCCAAACAAAAAAUCUGUCAAACCACUUUGGAGGGAUUUUACUGCAACGUUAAAAUGCUUAAGAUUCACUGUGCAACACCAACUUAUCUGACUUUGUGGACUUUAUUUAAUUUAACAAGCACUUCUUUAUUGCCUGUGCUGUUGAUCCUCUUCACGUACAUUAAGAUAUUCAUAACAAUCUAUAAUAGCCAUGGAGAAGUCCGGAAAAAAGCCAUAGAUACGUGUUUACCUCACGUGACUGUUUUAAUUAUAACCUUUAGUUUGAUGUGCAUUGACAUAAUUAUUGCGCUGCUGGGGGCAGUGCUUCCAAAAAGGGUUUCACUAAUUAUAAAUUUGCAAGUGCUUGUGUACAACCCCCUUUGUAAUCCAAUCAUGUAUGGUUUGAAAAUGAAAGAAAUCCGGAAACACAUCAAGAGAAUGUUGUUGUGUUGAAAGGAUGAAUAAUAAGGCAGAAAGAAAAUAGUUUCUAAUUGUGCAUUUGUAAACAUGCCUGCAAACAUGGAUGUGGCUGGUGUGUGUUUUUCUGUCCAUUUAAGCCUGUGUGCCUUUGUGAUAUUGUGUGUUUUGCGUCAGCUUAACUAUGCUAUUUUCAAAUAGUUUUAUGAAAACAAUGAAAAUGCAUGAGUUGUUUAUAUGGAAUCUGGGUAGCAUGAUUAACUCAUUUCUAUCUGUUAUUCAUUUUGUUAUAUGAAUUACAUUAUAUUGUACGAUGUGCUAUGAUGCACAAUAUAUUAUCCCCCUCCUCAUACUGUUUUUGUCUCCUUGGCCCAGAAUUGCUUCCAAGUACAUUUUUAUUAAUUAUUUGUCUUAUUUGUUUCGAUAUACUGCAUGAAAACAAAACAAUCAAGCCCUUAAAUCCGGUUUUGAUAAUUAUGUGGCUAAGAUAGGGACAGAUACUGUACAUAAGGUCCACUGACAUAUUUAAGUCAACAGUAGUGCACUAGCUCAAAGAAUGAAGGUGCUGUAGUCACUCUGUCCAUAUCCAGUGACAAUGCGAAAUGUGAGCGUGCACCUUUGAAGGGGAAGCCAGAGAACACUGCCACUGAUUUUAAAAGUUUCACGCCCACACCAGUGCAAAACUCCCUUCUUCAAAUGCACCCAACAGAUUGUCCACCAAAUAGGAUCCAACACUCGCUCUAAAAUAUCUCCUCGCUCGUUGCAAUAACGUGCUAAUCUACAUUUUUUGCUAUUCACAAAAAUAUAGCCCCAUGUACUGUAUGUUUAUUUUUGAAUAAUUUGGUGGAAAAUGACCUGAAGUAGGGGCAGCACAUGAUUGAGCAGUUUACACGUUCUGAGAUCAUAGGUUCCAUCCUGGGCACUAGAAUUCCUACGUGGAGUUUGCAGUGGCGUUCCGAGCCUAAAUGAUGCCAAGAGCGACAAGACAUUUCGCCCCGAUUGCCCCCAUUCAUAAAAAAAAACCAAAAAACAGUUGACCCACAAAAUACAGCACAUGACGUAUACUUAGCGCAACUCAACAACGAAAACACAGUAUUUCUUAAGAAUGUUGCAUUUAUUAACGCUAUCAUAAUCAAAGUAGUGGAUGGUGCACAACAAUAAAUAUGUGCAAGAGAAUAUUGAUUUAACAUCGCAAACUUUAAUAAAAUAUUGGAGAAAUAAUAAAGAAAGUGUGGAAUAUUCUUCUUGUGACUAGUUGUCUCAGAUGUGUUGACCACUAGAGAGGCUCCUGUUAAAGAGCACAGGAGUACACUUUUUUGGGGUUCAUGUGCAGGUGUGUAUACAUAUACAGU